AGUGGAGAUGAAGAGUUAACUUGUAGUGUGUCAUAUGGCACAAGUGAACGCAACCGCGUCUGGUGAUCUUAAUCUGAAUGUAGAUGAUUUCUACUUUUCCGCACUCUUUGAUGAUGAAACUUAUGACGAGUCUGAGCCAGUUUCAGAUUCCAAGUAUGCACAAGAGUUGCAGUUCCAAGAGGCUCUAAUGUCCUCUUCUGCAAUCACCUCCCAAUCGACGCACAAUGACGGUUCCUCUUCCGUUUCAUCAUCGGCAACAAUCCAAGCAACCCAAGCAAUCCAAUCCCAUCCAAUCCAUGAAAUCCUAUUACCAAUUCAGGACACGCUUGAGUCCGGCGAAUCGUCGUCAUCACAACCAUCAACACAAACCCUUUGUGGGAUUUGUGUUGAGAUGAAAGAGGCUGACGAGAUGUUUCGAAAUGAGGGCUGCGUUCACUCCUUCUGCUCUGAUUGCAUAACCAAGCAUGUCGCAUCCAAAAUCCAAGCAAACAUUCACGUAGUUUCGUGCCCCGGCUUGGACUGCAGGGCUGUGCUGGAACUUGAUGCUUGUAUGCCAAUGCUUCCCAAAGAAGUCAUAGAAAGGUGGAAUGAUGCCCUUUGUGAAGCUAUGGUUUUAGGGGCACCAAGACUCUACUGUCCUUUCAGCGAUUGCUCAACGGUUUUGAUGAUCGACAACGAAGGUGAGGAGGCUGUAAGAGAGUCCGAGUGUCCCAUUUGCCAUAGACUGUUCUGUGCACGAUGUCAAGUCCCUUGGCAUCCAGGAGUUGAUUGUGAGGAGUAUCGGAGGCUUAACGAGGACGAGCGAGGGAGGGCGGAUCUUAUGGUUAAGGAACUUGCAAAGCAGAAGAAGUGGAAGCGGUGCCCUAGGUGCAAAUAUUAUGUGGAGAAGACUCAAGGUUGUUUGCAUAUUACUUGCAGGUGCCAAUUCCAGUUCUGCUAUGGAUGUGGAGCAGAAUGGACCAGUACUCAUGGUGUUUGCCCGAGAGAUUAAGUUGAGGAAGGCACUGCGAUUGAAGACGUGUUACUUGUUUUGAGAUGCUAGAACUUUUAUUUAUUUACAGAAUCAUCAAAAGUCCAGCAAUACAAACCGACUUUUGCUAGUAGAUUUGCUUCCUAGAUAUUUGAGGUUGCGUGAUGUGUAACAUUGCUUUGAAUUCCCUUAUUAAUGUUAUGGAGCUUUCUCUUUUCA
Molecule: messenger RNA, 1189 nt
Organism: Malus domestica (apple)
Lineage: Eukaryota; Viridiplantae; Streptophyta; Magnoliopsida; Rosales; Rosaceae
Product: E3 ubiquitin-protein ligase RSL1-like
Biological process (GO): protein polyubiquitination; positive regulation of proteasomal ubiquitin-dependent protein catabolic process; ubiquitin-dependent protein catabolic process
Cellular component (GO): ubiquitin ligase complex; cytoplasm
Molecular function (GO): ubiquitin conjugating enzyme binding; zinc ion binding; ubiquitin protein ligase activity
Source: RefSeq, a predicted model, not a curated record